This is a messenger RNA of Fusarium keratoplasticum, 2091 nucleotides long. Its product is annotated as AMP-binding domain-containing protein. The record is from RefSeq and is a predicted model, not a curated record. Gene Ontology annotation, molecular function: long-chain fatty acid-CoA ligase activity. Gene Ontology annotation, biological process: long-chain fatty-acyl-CoA metabolic process; long-chain fatty acid metabolic process. NCBI's taxonomy places the organism in Eukaryota, Fungi, Ascomycota, Sordariomycetes, Hypocreales, Nectriaceae. The coding region runs from base 1 to 2091 and encodes 696 amino acids. Gene Ontology annotation, cellular component: plasma membrane; lipid droplet; endoplasmic reticulum. The transcript is spliced from 4 exons.
AUGACUGACUGGACAACGGGCAUCAUGCCGCUGCACCAUGUGCACAAGCCUCCAUUCACCAUCGAGGCUCCUGGCUACGAAAAGGUUCCCGGCGAGACCAUUCCCCGACGUCAUCCUCUGGCAAAGGACGGCCUCAUCAGCACCCCCGCCCCCGACGCCAGAACUGUCUUCGAGAUCAUCCAGCGCAGUGCCCGCCUCUACCCCAAUCACCAUGCCGUUGGCUCCCGCAAGCUCAUCAACAUGCAUACCGAGAAGAAGAAGGUCAAGAAGAACGUUGACGGCCAGGUCCAAGAGGUCGAGAAGGAGUGGUCCUUUUUCGAACUUACCGGCUUCGAGUAUUUGACCUACCAACAGUACCUCGAGCGUGUCUUGCAGCUCGGCUCUGGCCUGCGCAAGCUGGGUCUGACUAGCGAGGACAAACUUCACAUUUUUGGCAGCACCAGUGUCGGCUGGAUUUCCACAUCUCAUGCAGCCGCCUCGCAGUCUAUUUCCAUUGUGACCGCCUACGACACUCUGGGCCCCAGCGGUGUCGAGCACUCUCUCGUGCAGACUAACUGUUCUGCCAUGUAUGUCGACUCUCACCUGCUCAAGACCGCCUCGGAGCCCAUCAAGAAAUCCAACGUCAGGAUCGUCAUUGUCAACGACAAGACCAUCUUUGCCAAGGGCGGCGAGGUCGAGGCGUUCAAGAAGGAGCACCCAGACCUGCAGAUCAUCACCUACGAGGAGCUUCACCAGCUUGGAGAAGAGAAUCCUGUGGAGCCAAACCCGGCCAAGCCAGAAGACCUCUAUUGCGUCAUGUACACAUCGGGUUCGACAGGUCUGCCCAAGGGCGCUUGCAUCACCCAUCAGGCUCUCGUCGCUGGAGUGACUGGUCUUUACCUGUGUGUCAAGGAGUGCGUGAGUGACAGGGAAUGCAUUCUGGCCUACCUGCCCCUGGCGCAUAUCUUCGAAAUGGCGCUCGAGAAUAUCGUCUUCUUUAUCGGAGGAACGCUCGGAUACGGUAACCCUCGAACCCUGUCGGACAUCUCAAUGAAGAACUGCUAUGGCGACAUGCGUGAAUUCAAGCCCACGGUCAUGGUCGGUGUUCCCCAGGUUUGGGAGACUGUGCGAAAGGGCAUCACAGCCAAGCUCGAGUCAGCCAGUCCUCUUCUCCGAAACCUGUUCUGGGGUGCAUACAGCUGGAAGGCGUUCAUGACCAAGAACAAGCUUCCGCUGGCCAGCCUCUUUGACAGUGUCGUCUUUGGCAAGGUCCGUGAACUGACGGGUGGUCGCAUGCGAUUCACUAUGAAUGGCGCUAGUGGCAUCUCGGACGGCACCAAGAACUUCAUUUCGCUUGUCGUUGCUCCCAUGCUUGCUGGUUAUGGUCUGACCGAGACCUGCGCCAACGGUUCUCUGGGCUGUCCCCUCGAGUUUUCGCCUGGCGCCAUUGGCCCUGUUCCUGCGUCUUGCGAGAUCAAGCUUGUCGCGCUCCCUGAGCUGGGUUACUCGACCGAGUCUGCUACUCCCCAGGGCGAGAUCUGGAUCAAGGGCUAUCCUGUCAUGACCAAGUACUGGGACAACCCCGAAGAGACGGAAAAGGCCAUUACCCCCGAUGGAUGGUUCAAGACCGGUGAUAUCGGAGAGUUCGAUGCUAAUGGACAUCUGCGAGUCUUUGACCGUGUCAAGAAUCUCGUCAAGAUGCAGGGCGGCGAGUACAUUGCUCUGGAGAAGCUCGAGGCCGUUUACCGAGGCGUCCAGACUGUGGGUAACGUCAUGGUGCACGCUGAUCCCGAAUACUCUCGUCCUAUUGCUGUCAUCAUGCCCAACGAGAAAGUGGUGCAUGAGAAGGCUAAGGAGUUGGGUGUUGACGAAGGAAACCUACACACCAUCCAUACCAACAAGAAGUUGGUGAGCUAUGUGCUCAAGGACCUCCAGGGUGCUGCUAAGCGCGCCGGUCUGUCCAGCAUGGAAGUCGUCUCUGCUGUUCUCAUCACCGAUGAGGAGUGGACAUCCGACAAUGGUCUUCUUACCGCUACCCAGAAGCUGAACCGAAGGAAGAUUACGGAACACUUCAAGAAGGAUAUCCAGGCCACGCUCAAGGCCACUGGAUGA